AUACUAGCGCUAUGCAUGCUGGGCACUGUAGCCGCGUACACCGGGCCCGAUCUACCACCGGGCCCAUUCUGUGGCAAGACUGGCGAAUGCUGUCGCGAUCGGAGGGACUCUUGCGCGCAUAGGAUACUUGACACGUUAUGCUACUGCGACGAAUUCUGCGACUUCAACCGUGCGCACGACGACUGCUGUCCCGACUAUCUGCCCGUCUGUCGCAACCAGACGGUAGACCCUGGCUUCAUCCUGCAGCCGUGCCGGCAUCGAGGGCAGUUGUACAUGCCCGGGCAGAAGCGAGAAGAUAACUGCAACACCUGCGAAUGUGUGCACGACGAAAGAACGAAGAAGACGGAAUGGUCGUGUGAGCAAGACACCUGCCUUAUGAGCGAAGAUGUGGUGUAUGGCGUCAACCAACCAGGUCUGGGAUGGCGCGCGUAUAGCUACCCGCAGUUCCAGGGGAAGAAACUUAAGGAUGGACUAAGUUACAAGCUAGGAACACUGCCCCUAAGCGCCGAGACACAGCGGAUGCUGCCCAUCGAGUACGAAUCAGACACACCAAUGCCCGACAGCUUCGACGCUAGACAACGUUGGCCGGGCUACAUCACUCCUAUUGUGGACCAGGGCUGGUGUGGAUCUGACUGGGCUGUGUCUAUUGCAUCCAUCGCUUCUGACCGAUUUGGCAUAAUGUCCAACGGCGCAGAGAGCCUGGUCCUGUCUCCACAGACGCUCCUAUCCUGCAAUCGGAGACACCAGCGAGGCUGUGCUGGAGGCAAUGUCGAUGUAGCUUGGAACUUCGCGGGCGAACACGGAUUAGUGGAAGAGAAAUGCUUCCCCUACACGGCUAAGGCCGAGAGAUGUCCGUACCAGCCGCACGGAGACCUGAUCCAGGAUGGCUGCCGGCCAAAGGACCCUCGACGCACUUCGCGGUACAAGGUGGGGCCGCCGUACCGUCUCCUUAAAGAAGAAGAUAUCAUGUAUGAUAUCAGGGAGUCCGGCCCUGUUCAAGCCGUGAUGACGGUGUACCAGGACUUCUUCCACUACCGUGACGGCAUCUACCGUCGCAGCAGACAUGGAGACAGCAAGCUUCAGGGGCUCCACAGCGUCAGAAUUGUGGGCUGGGGCGAAGACCGCCAAGAGAAGUUCUGGAUCGUAGCCAACAGCUGGGGUACAGAAUGGGGUGAGAACGGCUACUUCCGCAUCGCACGGGGCUCGAACGAGUCCGGAAUCGAGUCGUUCGUCGUGUCCGCGUUCAGUGACGUCACGUCCGCUUUCCUCCGGUCCUCCGGCCGACGCACAUAACAGAGGGGACAACUUAUUGUACCGAUGUGCAGAUACCACAAGAAACACGGGAUCAUGUGGUAUUUUAAGAAGUACGGUUAGGUUUUGAUCUGUUAUAUUUUUUUUUAUCCAGCCAUAGUACCUAAGUUUGAAUUCUGCUAGCUACCCACUCGUAGAAUUAUGUAAAUUCUUUUUUUUUAAAUGUUGAUAGCGAGUAUAUUAUUUAUUAUCAUUGGGACUCUCAAGACUUUAAGUAUUUCAAUAGUACUUUUACCGACAUGUUUGCAUUUUUUCCUAUAAUUGUUGUCUAAAGAAGUUUUUUUUUUCGGAUUAAAAACAAGUGUAGUUACAAGAUAUAGUGACAUUACUGACUACUGGUAUACUGGGGUUACUUUUUGAUUCAUGAGUUAACAUUGAUCAUCGAUGUAUGGGGAGUAGUAGUUUUGAACGCUAUUUAA
Messenger RNA from Leguminivora glycinivorella, 1730 nucleotides. RefSeq names its product tubulointerstitial nephritis antigen-like. NCBI's taxonomy places the organism in Eukaryota, Metazoa, Arthropoda, Insecta, Lepidoptera, Tortricidae. The coding region runs from base 16 to 1293 and encodes 425 amino acids. The record is from RefSeq and is a predicted model, not a curated record. Gene Ontology annotation, cellular component: lysosome. Gene Ontology annotation, biological process: proteolysis. The transcript is spliced from 8 exons. Gene Ontology annotation, molecular function: cysteine-type peptidase activity.